AUGCCCCUUACCAUGGGAAUGAUCAAAGCAGUUAUACUUGAUCUGUUUGGUGCCGGAAGCAAGACAUCAACUAUAACUCUUCAAUGGGCCAUGUCAGAGCUCAUGAGGUCCCCAAAUGUGAUGCAGAAGGCACAAGCCAAAGUAUGCAAGAACCUCCAAGGAAAGCCGAAGGUGAUCGAGGCUGACUUGAUCAAUCUCAAGUACCUCAGACUCGUCAUCAAGGAGACAAUGAGGCUUCAUUCAGCUGCACCAUUGCUUCUCCCUAGGGAGGCAAGUGAUACUUGCAAAAUCCUUGGGUAUGAUGUCCCCGAGGGCACCACGAUGUUGGUGAACACAUGGGAAAUCGGAAGAGACCCUAGGCACUGGGAAUACCCUAAGGAUUUCAAAGCAGAGAGAUUUGAAUCUGGCAUGGUUGAUUUCAAAGGAACAGACUUUGAGUACAUACCAUUUGGGGCAGGUCGAAGGAUGUUCCCUAGAAUGAUGUUUGCGCAGGCUAGGAUCGAGAUUGUAUUGGCCGCACUUCUCUACCACUUCGACUGGGAGCUCCCAGGAGGGGUGAGACCAGAUGAGCUAGACAUGACUGAGGAGAUGGGCCUCACUGUCCGACGGAAGAACAAUCUGUACCUGCACGUCGUGGUUCGUGUGCCCCCAGUUUAA
Messenger RNA from Triticum turgidum subsp. durum (durum wheat), 657 nucleotides. The record is from the annotation of a GenBank genome assembly. Lineage: Eukaryota; Viridiplantae; Streptophyta; Magnoliopsida; Poales; Poaceae.